AAGGAACGGAGAUAAAAAAAGACAAGAGCUAACCAAAAAAGGAGUAAAGCAUCACGUGGACUUGGAUACAGUAAAUUGCGAAAUUCCCAGUGAGAGAAUUGCGAUAAAUUAGCAAGUCUGUGGAUGCAACUUGCGGUGGCGGAUAGCGAAGCUGAGUGAAGCAGGAGUAAGAUGGUCGUAGGUCUCAAGGGCUGUUAGUACUGGGGGAAUGUCUCGAGGAUUAAGGAAUACGGAGUAACGGAGUAACGGAGUCUAGGGAUAAAGGAGCGAAGGAGCGGAGGAGAGAGCGAGAGGGACGAUCAGGAUCUACGUCAGUUAAAUUACAGUGGGGAAUAAUCAAGGGAGUAAAGGUGAAGAGAGAGCGAGAGAGAGAGAGAGAGAGAGAGAGAGAGAGAGAGAGAGAGAGAGAGAGAGAGAGAGCUGGAAAAUAGAGGAUGCUGUCGAAGAGAGUGAAAUACGCUCUUGCGCAUCUGUCGCAUCACCAACACAUUGCGCGACUUGCACGUCCAAAUUUGCGGCGGGUUCAGAAAGGCGACAGAAAUAUUUUGACAUCUGCCUUUGUGGUUCCACGGGCUGCCCUAAAGUGUCGGCCCUCCAAGAGAAUAAAGAUCAUGUCUCAACCGAGGAACGUCAACAAGAAGUUUGAUCCCACGAAAGCAGCGACCGGAUAUCCCAGGAUUCACCCCAAGACCCUUAACGCUCAGACCAGCAAGAGGACUGUGGACUUGGCGUUACCAAAAAGAAGCAUAGUCGUAGCCACGAAGACAUUCGCUACUGGCAAUAAGACAAUGACUAUAAUCAUCAAAGACUUAUUGUCCCGAAUUCAUAAUUCACGGUAUCAGAAAUACAGGAUGCUGUGCAAUGCACUGGCGAGACAACGAGCGGCAAGAGAAGCGAAGCAGAGAAAAAAAUUGCAUAUGGCUCUCUCUAAACCGGAGGAUUGGACGAGACAUAAGGAGGUUUUGAAACGAUUGGCUGAACCGAAACCAAUACCCACUCCGAGAGUUCAUACUCGUGGAAAGUGGAGAAAGUUUGAUCCAACAAGAGUAGAGUUUCUCUCAAUGCCAGUAACAAAGGACUCGCCAGAGUCAAGGGAUCCUUUCAAGGUGCCACCAAGUGCGCUGACCUACGUGAUCACAAAAAGAAUCAAAGAAAUUGCUUUCAAAAAAAAUCCACCCGAGUACAUACCUCCUAAAAUACCUGGAGCCGUAUCGCCAGCAGCAGUCAAAGCAGUCGCUUCACCUAGGACGAUAAUCUUGGCGAAGCCAGCAGUGAGACCCGCUGGUGUGGAAACUGACCUUAAGGAAGAUGCCUUUAGUGUACCAAGGCAGGCGCUAAAAGCCAGAUGUCCGCCACGUAUAAGAAGGCUGGCCAGACCAAAGACCUAUGGAAAAUCUUGAUAAGAUUCUCAAAGUAGGAGACAUAUAGAAGUUUAUGCAUACGUAAUGCAAACGUCUGCUAUCUGUUUUACUGCUCUGUCCCGUCUGACUCACAAAAUAAAUAAAG
Messenger RNA from Cephus cinctus (wheat stem sawfly), 1506 nucleotides. RefSeq lists its product as uncharacterized. Lineage: Eukaryota; Metazoa; Arthropoda; Insecta; Hymenoptera; Cephidae. The record is from RefSeq and is a predicted model, not a curated record. The coding region runs from base 435 to 1400 and encodes 321 amino acids. The transcript has 7 exons.